AUGCCAAUGACGCUACCACUGGACUUCCUGACGCAGAUCGAUCCCGAUUGUCAGAGGAUCCUACAAAAUUUACCUCAGAUACAGUCGGAACUGUGUGACAACGAAAACGACGCGUCACUACUCAGGAAGUUCCUCCGCAACAAAGACCUUCAGCUCACAAUGAAGAUGUAUAAACGGCUUUGUAUCAUGAGCCAUCGGCGCAUGCGCCCGGUGACCCGCUCAUCCGUGGCAUUAGCAGCUAAUGCAUUCUGUGACGUUAGACGAGGUUCGGAGAAGGAGGCACGCAUCACUAGAGAGCUGCUACAGAUCUUGUCGAUGCCACAUGUACAGGCACUUCUUUACACUCACGAUCGUGUGGCAGCAGGAGAGUUUGAUCCGGUCGUCGACCAAGAGACAUAUGACGUAGCCACGGAUGAAAAGACACUAAAGAUUGUCCAUCUGGUCAAGAGCGAUGAGCCACUGGGAGUGACUAUUCAGAUGAAGGAGGAAACCGGCGCUAUAGAAAUAGCAAGAAUAAUGCAUGGGGGAGCGGCCCAUAGAAGUGGUCUUAUUCAUGUCGGAGAUGAAAUUUUUGAAAUCAAUGGUGUCCAUUUCCGCGGAAAGCAUCCUGAUGAGAUGGCUCAAACUCUGUCCAAAAUUUCGGGUCCCGUCACAAUGAAGCUCGGGCCUGCUGAAAAUAAUGCAGCAAAAUUUAGGGCUAGCAAAACCCGAGUUAAAGCUCUGUUCUCGUACAAUGCCGAGGAGGAUACCGUUAACCCAUGCGCUGAAGCUGGCCUGUCUUUUGAGAGGGGUGACAUUCUUCACAUCAUAUCACAAAGUGACGCCCUCUGGUGGCAGGCCCAAAAGGAAGGGGAGAAAAAUCAACGAACUGGUUUGAUUCCCUCGUCCAUAUUACAGGAAAGGCGAGAAAUGAUACGGAAAGCGAAUGAAGAGGAUGAACAAAACUCCAGAGGAUCACGAGCCAUAAGUCCGUGUAGAAUUAGCCCCAAAAUUCCGCGCUCAAAACGAGUUCGGAAGAUGAUGUACCAAGCAAUACUUAAUGGAGAGUUUGACCAUGGAGAGGUACCGACAUACGAAGAGGUUGAACUGUACACCCCUGAUCCAAAUAGACCUCGACCUCUUGUCCUUGUUGGUGCAACUCAUGUGGGCAGGAAUGAAUUAAAAAGACGCUUGAUAGCAUCUAACCCAUCUCACUUCACCGAUAUAGUCCCCUACACGAGCAGAACGCGGAGGCCGUUUGAAGAGGAGGGAAAGGAGUAUCACUUUAUAUCACGACAGGAAAUGGAAAGCGGCAUUAUUGCACAAAGGUAUGUGGAACAUGGCGAGUAUAAAGGGAACCUCUAUGGAACACGAACAGAAACGGUUUUAUCAGCAAUACAAGAAGGAAAAAUGUGUAUCCUCUGUCCAAGUGUACAGGCAAUAAAAUCACUCCGUUCUGCCGAAAUCAAGCCUUAUAUAAUUUUUAUCAAACCACCCGUCCUGGAGAAGUUGAAGGAGACCCGGCAGAAACAAGCCGCAAGCAUAACACUCGAGGAUGGAGAUACUCGCUUGUGUAGUAAUGAAGACUUUGAAAACCUUAUCGAAGCGAGUGACAAAAUGGAGGUCAGAUAUGGCUAUCUGUUCGAUUGUUCCAUAAUUAAUCAGAACCUUCAUCUAGCGACCAACGAACUGUUGAAAGUUGCACACUCUGUGGAAACCGAGGAGACAUGGGUCCCAGCAUCAUGGAUUCAAUGA
Molecule: messenger RNA, 1734 nt
Organism: Ylistrum balloti
Lineage: Eukaryota; Metazoa; Mollusca; Bivalvia; Pectinida; Pectinidae
Product: MAGUK p55 subfamily member 7-like
Exons: 17
Coding region: 1-1734 (577 amino acids)
Cellular component (GO): plasma membrane; cell-cell junction
Molecular function (GO): protein binding
Source: RefSeq, a predicted model, not a curated record